AUGCGAUUCCUGGCAUCGAGGAUAGAGGCAAUUGCACAGACAACAACAGCACCCAGUGGACCGCUUGCGUUGGGCUCAAUACCAGCCGCUGGAGCGAAAAUUAGCAGUAGCGCAGAGCGCCGGGGCAAAACACACCUUAGCGAUUUCAGUUAUCGCUCCAUGUUUUCGCCACCUGUGCUGAGAAAUGGCAGCCGAAAUACUUCACUUAUCCGUGACAGCCCUGCUGAUCGAUCAAUUUCUAACAUUAAUUCAACUGGUUCCCAUGAUGCUUCCAGUUUUUUGGGGCUGAAUAACGGUCAGACGUCCGGAAAAUUAUCGCAUGUCAAACGACUGGACCUCAGUCUUCUUCAUCGAUCGGUGAGACGUGAUAGUACGCCGAGCAGUCGAGGAACGAGUGUUACAUUCCACAUGCCAAGUGGUGAAAUGCAGCCUCUUCAAAGUAGCACACCGGCAAAGGAAGCGCAACUCACUCCUCGCUCAAUAUUACGAAAACGUAUCGAAAUAUCUCCUCCAUCUUCGAUUGCAUCCGACGAAAGGGACUAUGAUAGUUCAGUGAAUUUACGAACAACUACAAGUGAGACAAACAGUCAAAUAUAUGAUCGUACCAAUGGUAACGCAGACCAGGAGGAGGAAGUAAUGCCUUAUGAUAGCCAUCCGGCUGCAAUUAUUUUGACAAGGCCUGAUUAUGAAUGCGAGCCAUCACUUAUUGAACUCGCCGAAAUGGCUAAACAAAACAAUGGCAUUUGCCAUAUUGAAAACGGAUUUACAAUACGCCGACUGGCCUUUGGGAGUGUCUUUUGGCCAGGCCCAUUUGAUUUGAACAACAUUGAUUUGGAUAAGGUGGUUCAUUUCCGUCAGCAUGAAGUCAUCGUGUACCCUGAUGAUAAUACAAAGCCACCAGUUGGAGAGCAGCUAAAUCGAUUUGCUGAAAUAAGCCUGGACAGGGUUUGGCCUCUCGACAAAAAAACAAAGGAAUUUAUCACAGACCCUUUGCGACUCGAGGAACUGGGAUAUCGUGCAAAACUCGAGCGUGCAUCACUCAAGAUGGGGGCGAAAUUCAAGGAUUAUCGGCCAAUGACAGGAACCUGGGUGUUCACUGUGCCACAUUUCACAAAAUACGGCUUACCGGAUGAGGAUGAUGAUUUUUUGGACGAAACAGAGUUAAAGGCAGCGUUGAGCGAUAGUAAAAUCCAGGAUGCAGUACAACGCGCCAGGGUACCGAAGUUGAAAAUUGCUCAGGAAGGAGGCGACGGCGCUGAUGCGGCCGUUGCUCCCACUGAUGGUAGCUUCGUGGCAGACGAGUUUAAGGCGCGUAUUAAUAUGCUCUCAAACUUGCACAGUUAUCACACUUUUUUUCUAAACUGA
This is a messenger RNA of Gongylonema pulchrum, 1365 nucleotides long. The record is from the annotation of a GenBank genome assembly. Lineage: Eukaryota; Metazoa; Nematoda; Chromadorea; Rhabditida; Gongylonematidae.